Messenger RNA from Oreochromis aureus, 493 nucleotides. Its product is annotated as ovostatin homolog 2-like. Lineage: Eukaryota; Metazoa; Chordata; Actinopteri; Cichliformes; Cichlidae. The transcript is spliced from 3 exons. Bases 50 to 493 code for a protein of 147 amino acids. The record is from RefSeq and is a predicted model, not a curated record.
UCAGCCAAUAUUUAGCAGGAGGUGACACUGAGGAUUGUCACAACCAGUCAUGGACCGUCUCUGGAUCCUGAGCUGCACUCUGUGUGUCCUCCUGAGCUGGAUGCAUGUGGAUCAAGCGGUGGCUGAACCCCAGUACCUGGUGGCCAUUCCUGCAGUUAUUGACGCUGGAGCUGAGGCCAAAUUCUGUGCAACUCUCCGACAGCCCAGUGGGACUCUGGUCAUGACUGUCACUUUGAAGUCCCGAGAGAAGAACACGACCUUAUUCACACAUACCUCAAAUGAAGCAUUUCAAACCUGUGUUCAGUUUGAGGCUCCUUUGGUACAAAAGGAGGUGCAAGACUUUCAGGUGGAGGUACGAGGAGACACAUUUUACUCCAAACAAGUCAGAAAAGUGAUGAUCCGAGCGUCUGAUACCUUCACAUUCAUCCAAACAGACAAACCCAUCUACCUCCCUGGACAAAAAGGUAACAAUGUGCUGUUAUUUUAUAUAUGA